AGGGUGCACUGAGCUGCGCGGCUACCGUGCUAACUUAGCACCGCCGGGGCCUUCACAACACGACGUAUAUGUUUGACGAGACCGGAAGUGUUGAACCGCUUCGUUUUGUCCGCUUACGCUUGUUCAUCUUUAGUGGAAACAUGUUGUCUAUGUUCAAGACCAUCCCCACGCACAUGGACUAUAAAGGCCAGAAACUGGCUGAACAGAUUUUCCAAGGAAUAAUACUCAUCUCAGCGGUGAUCGGAUUCGUGUAUGGUCUGAUCAUUGAACAGUUUGGGUGGACAGUCUACAUUGUCUUGGCUGGUUUUGCUGUAUCCUGUGUGUUGACCCUGCCUCCAUGGCCUAUGUACAGACAAAAUCCUCUUUCCUGGCAGCCUGCCAUACCAGAGCCCAGCGGGGAGUCCAGCCAAAAACCUCAGGAAAGUCUCAAGAAGAAGAAGCACAAAUAAUUCAGAACUAUCCCUGCCCGGCUGUCAGUACAUCCUUUUUAUAUUGGAAAUGAUUUUGAAUUUUGGGAAAACAACGUUACAGUGUUCAUAAGUCAAUAAUUGAAUUCUUGUGUCCAAAUAAUAAACAUCUGAUACAGUC
This is a messenger RNA of Larimichthys crocea (large yellow croaker), 588 nucleotides long. RefSeq names its product signal peptidase complex subunit 1 (gene spcs1). Gene Ontology annotation, cellular component: signal peptidase complex; membrane. NCBI's taxonomy places the organism in Eukaryota, Metazoa, Chordata, Actinopteri, Sciaenidae. The record is from RefSeq and is a predicted model, not a curated record. Gene Ontology annotation, biological process: protein targeting to ER. The coding region runs from base 69 to 449 and encodes 126 amino acids. The transcript is spliced from 4 exons.